UUAUUCAGAUUCUCUCUCUCAAUCUCUAUCUGCCCAUAUUUCUUGCUUUCAACAAAUUCAUUCACCAAUUUUUCCUUUUGUCCCAUCAACGACAAACAAAAUACAAAGUCCUUUCACAAAUAUUAAAACCAUUUCACCACAAACCCUUCCACAAGAAAGCUCUCUUCAACAAUGUCCUCUCAAAUCCGCAGAUCAAGAACUCACUCUAUGUUCACAAAAACUAUUUUUCUUUUUGUCCUUCUACUUCUUGGUUUAUGCAACGGAGCAAGAACAAGUAAGAACAACGUCUUCAACUCCAAAUCACACAAAGAAGUUAACGGCGUAGUUGCGUCGUCCUCUCAACAGUUCUUGGGAUUCUUACCACGUCACUUCCCAGUUCCAGCUUCUGGUCCCUCUAGAAAACACAAUGAUAUCGGUUUACUUAGUUGUGAUCGAUCUUCUCCGUAAAAGGCUUUAAAAGGUCAUCAUGACUUCCUUUUUUCUUUUAUAUUAAUUAUUUUCUCUCUUUUUAUUUGGUAUUUUUGUGUAAAUGGUUUUUAAAAAUCUUUUUGUUUGUGAUGCCAAGAAAAUGGAGUUUUGGUUGUUGUUGUCAACGAGGCAAAAUAUAUUUAAUAUAUAAUCAAUUUGUAACUGGAAGGUGUAAUUUGUAUUUGUAGUAUUGCGCGUAUUAAAGUGUG
Molecule: messenger RNA, 677 nt
Organism: Raphanus sativus (radish)
Lineage: Eukaryota; Viridiplantae; Streptophyta; Magnoliopsida; Brassicales; Brassicaceae
Product: protein IDA-LIKE 2
Exons: 1
Coding region: 172-447 (91 amino acids)
Biological process (GO): floral organ abscission
Source: RefSeq, a predicted model, not a curated record